This is a messenger RNA of Nilaparvata lugens (brown planthopper), 906 nucleotides long. Its product is annotated as sodium/potassium/calcium exchanger Nckx30C-like. Gene Ontology annotation, biological process: calcium ion transmembrane transport; intracellular calcium ion homeostasis. NCBI's taxonomy places the organism in Eukaryota, Metazoa, Arthropoda, Insecta, Hemiptera, Delphacidae. Gene Ontology annotation, cellular component: membrane. The record is from RefSeq and is a predicted model, not a curated record. Gene Ontology annotation, molecular function: calcium channel activity; calcium, potassium:sodium antiporter activity.
AUGGUACAAACAGAAUGUUGUAGAGUAUUGUGGUGGUGGGAAAACGGUGUCGGCGGAGGGAAAUUUGCUUGCGGGAGGGUGGCGCUGGGAGGCGAUAGGUGGGCGGUGCGUUCAGUCGAGCUGUGCUGCUUUCGGCCGGCAGCAGCGAGGCAGUUUCGAGGCAGGAUGUGGCCGCGAGUGGCGCUGCUUCUGCUGUGCAGCGGGCAGCUGGCGUUCGGGGUGCUGCCAGACGAGGCAGCUGCACCCGCCAACCUCACCACCUCCAAUGAGACUGUCGCCGACCAUGUGCCCGAGAAGGACCCGCUCUUCCCCGAGGACAUUUUCACGAUGGAGCAGCGACGCAGGGGGGCCGUGAUUGUGCACAUUCUCGGGGUUGUGUACAUGUUCGUGGCGCUGGCGAUUGUGUGUGACGAGUUCUUCGUGCCGGCGUUGGACGUGGUGAUCGAAAAACUCGACAUCGCUGAGGAUGUGGCAGGUGCGACCUUCAUGGCGGCCGGUGGAUCGGCACCCGAGCUCUUCACGAGCGUGAUCGGCGUGUUCGUGUCGUUCGACGACGUCGGCAUCGGUACCAUCGUCGGCUCGGCCGUCUUCAACAUCCUGUUCGUGAUCGGCAUGUGCGCGCUGUUCUCGCGAACCGUCCUCACGCUCACCUGGUGGCCCUUGUUCCGCGACUGCUCCUUCUACUCGAUCUCCCUCAUUACACUCAUCAUCUUCUUCCGCGACAACCACAUCCACUGGUACGAGGCAGCCGUACUCUUCUCCUUCUACCUGGCCUAUGUCUCCUUCAUGAAGUUCAACCAGCCGGUCGAGCGCUUCGUCAAAAAGCACCUCUACAAGAACAGGGUAACCCGAGUUCGCAGCACCGAUCAGCUCAUGCCAUCGCACCAGACUGCGGUCCAAUCGCUG